This is a messenger RNA of Pan troglodytes (chimpanzee), 2590 nucleotides long. It is a transcript of the gene TTPA, whose product is annotated as alpha tocopherol transfer protein. Bases 156 to 1109 code for a protein of 317 amino acids. The transcript has 6 exons. NCBI's taxonomy places the organism in Eukaryota, Metazoa, Chordata, Mammalia, Primates, Hominidae. The record is from RefSeq and is a predicted model, not a curated record. Gene Ontology annotation, biological process: vitamin E metabolic process; vitamin transport. Gene Ontology annotation, molecular function: vitamin E binding; phosphatidylinositol bisphosphate binding; lipid transfer activity. Gene Ontology annotation, cellular component: membrane; late endosome.
CCGCGGGUCCGGCGUGCGAGGCCGGAGGCCGCCCUGCCAGGCUGGAGGGUGGUUGUGCGUCGGGCAGCGGCCGCAGAGGCGGGGCCGAGGGUGGCGCGGGGCGCGCGCUUUUCCCGGGUGCCCGGGUAGCUGCGGCCGCAGCAGCGGCGGCGGGCAUGGCAGAGGCGCGAUCCCAGCCCUUGGCGGGGCCGCAGCUCAACGCGCUACCGGACCACUCGCCGUUGCUGCAGCCGGGCCUGGCGGCGCUGCGGCGCCGGGCCCGGGAAGCUGGCGUCCCGCUCGCGCCGCUGCCGCUCACCGACUCCUUCUUGCUGCGGUUCCUGCGCGCCCGGGAUUUCGAUCUGGACCUGGCCUGGCGGUUACUAAAAAACUAUUAUAAGUGGAGAGCAGAAUGUCCAGAAAUAAGUGCAGAUCUACAUCCUAGAAGUAUUAUUGGCCUCCUAAAGGCUGGCUACCAUGGAGUCCUGAGAUCCAGGGAUCCCACUGGCAGCAAAGUUCUUAUUUACAGAAUCGAGUCUUGUUCUGUUGCCCAGGCUGGAGAGCAGUGGGCCAUCUCGACUCACUACAACCUCUGCCUCCCGAGUUCAAGCGAUUCUCCUGCCUCAGCUUCCCAAGUAGCUGGGACUACAGCACACUGGGACCCCAAAGUUUUUACAGCUUAUGACGUAUUUCGAGUAAGUCUAAUCACAUCCGAGCUUAUUGUACAGGAGGUAGAAACUCAGCGGAAUGGAAUCAAGGCUAUCUUUGAUCUGGAAGGUUGGCAGUUUUCUCAUGCUUUUCAAAUCACUCCAUCUGUAGCCAAGAAGAUUGCUGCUGUACUUACGGAUUCAUUUCCAUUGAAAGUUCGUGGCAUCCAUUUGAUAAAUGAACCAGUAAUUUUCCAUGCUGUCUUUUCCAUGAUCAAACCAUUCCUGACUGAAAAAAUUAAGCAACGGAUUCAUAUGCAUGGGAACAACUACAAACAAAGCUUGCUUCAGCAUUUCCCAGACAUUCUUCCUCUGGAAUAUGGUGGUGAAGAAUUCUCCAUGGAGGACAUUUGUCAGGAAUGGACAAAUUUUAUAAUGAAGUCUGAAGAUUAUCUCAGCAGCAUUUCUGAGAGCAUUCAAUGAGAAGUUAUGUCAUGUGAAUGGCUUCCUAACUAAAAAUACAUGAGUGAUAGCCAACCUGGUUAAAUGAAUGAAAGAAAAGGAGCAAAUCUUUUAAACUAAUGCUUGCCUAAACUUUAAAAAUGUAGAAAUCUUCUGACAUGAGCAACACAGGUGUUUGGAAAGAUUUUUUACUUUUUAAAUGCUUUUUUCUCUACUUUUGAAGUAAUUAAAUGUCAGUACAUUUUAAGAGCAUAAAAAUCGGCAAUUUUGUACUUGAAGAGAACAUGAAAGUUAUUGCUAAAGUAGCUGCUCAUGUGCAUCUUUUAUGUUUCUAGAAAGUUAUAUUUUAAACAAGUUCUCUGAUUAAAUUGGUUUAGAAAAAAAUUUAGAAAUAUUCCACUUAAAAAUACUAGCACAAGUCAGCUAAUGAUAAAAAAAUUAACACUUGUUUUAAGUGGAUGUCAGAUUAAAUUAUAAUUCAUUAUAAUUAAAAUCUGAAUAGAGUUUUAUAGUUAUUCCUGUGGACCAGCAAGACAUUUCAUCUCAGGGAAAUUUUAUUUUAGUAUAUUAACACGAUAGAAACUUUUUUUUUUUUUCAGACAGAGUCUUGCUCUGUCGCCCAGGCUAGAGUGCAGUAGUGAGAUCUCAGCUCACUGCAACCUCUGCUAGGAUUACAUGUGCACACCACCACUCCUGGCUAAGUUUUGUAUUUUAUAUAGAGAUGGGGUUUUGCCAUGUUGGCCAAGCUGGUCUCAAACUCCUGAACUCAAGUAAUUUGCCUGCUUCGGCCUCCCAGAGUCCUGGGAUUACAGUCGUGAGCCAUCGCGCCUGGCCGUGAUAGAAACUUUCAGCUGAGGAGUCUAUAUGCCAUACUACUCUAUGUGGCAUCUUUAGGUCUCUGUGAAAUCAUGUUGAUGUAAUUGAUUAACAAAAAUAAUUUAGAAAAUACAUCAGGCACAGUUGAUGGCUUCUCAAUAUCUGCUUUGCAUUUUUAAACAAAUCAAGAUUGUAAUUUUAACUUUUGCUUAUGGUCAUUCUUAUGACUACAUGGAAAGGGAUGGAAUCAUACUUACUUGUCUUAUACAUGUACUGUUUUUAGUUAACAAUAACAUAACUACACAAAGGAAAGGAAAUGUUUACAUUUUAAAAAAUUACUGUCAAUUACACCUGGUAUUUUUCAGAUUAUGCAUAAAAUAAUAUGAGUUUGACUAUUGUAUCAGAAUAUUUUAAUCAAAUCCUGCAAUUUAUAUUAACUUAAAAAAACAUCUGGUAAAGACUGGGUGUGGCAGCUCACACCUGUAAUCCCAGCACUUUGGGAGGCCGAGGCUGGAUGGAUGAUUGCUUGAGCGCAGGAGUUCUAGACCAGCCUGGGCAACACAGGGAGACCCUGUCUCUAUUUCAAAAAUAAAUAAAUAGGCCCCAGUGUGUGAUGUUCCCCUUCCUGUGUCCAUGUGUUCUCAAAAAAAAUUAAAAAAUAAAAAUAAAAAUAAAUAAAUAAAUAA